AUGCGGCGCGGAGUAGUUCUCUUCAUACUUGUCAAUGUCCUCAUCCUCGGAUUUCUUAUUCGAAGCGUCUUUACGCUGCUGACGCUUCUGCUGGAGGAUGCCUCUACGGACGCUAUACACCGAUCUGAAAUCCCCGAGCUCGACUCGAGUAUGCUCGAUUCUAGACCUCAGAUCAUCCCCAAGAUCAUUCACCAAACUUAUAUAAAUGACUCUAUUCCGGAGCACUGGUUGGGACCUCAGCAGUCCUGCAUCAAUCUCCACCCGGACUACGAGUACAAGCUGUGGACAGAUGUAAAAUCGAGAGAAUUCAUCGCAGAGGAAUACCCUUGGUUUCUCGAGACGUUCGACGGCUAUAAGUACCCCAUUCAGCGCGCAGAUUCCAUUCGCUACUUUGUGCUAGCUCAUUAUGGCGGCAUCUAUAUAGACCUGGAUGAUGGCUGCCACCGCCGUCUCGAUCCCCUUCUUUCUUACCCAGCAUGGGUUCGCCGAACCAAGCCGACUGGAAUUUCGAACGACGCCAUGGGCUCCGUCCCCCAACAUCCUUUCUUUUUGCGAGUGAUGGCAUCUUUGCAAGCCUACGACAGGCAUUGGUUUUUGCCUUACAUUACAGUCAUGUACUCCACUGGCCCGUUGUUCUUGUCUGUGAUUUGGAAAGAGUAUAUGCGCGAUUCGUUUGGCAUGGACCGAGUGCGUGUUUUGAUGCCGGACGAGUACAACGGAUUUCCCUGGAGCUUCUUCACCCACCACGUGGGAAACAGCUGGCACAGGGGCGAUGCACAGUUGAUCUUCUGGAUGUCUUCUCAUUGGCUCCUACUGACUGUCAUGGGUUUUAUUCUCGCUGGAUGCAUCGGUUUCUGUAUGUGGCUUGUCUAUGGACGUUUAUUGUUGCUCGGCCAGUAUCGACAUCGGUACGUCCGGGUAGGAAACAGCAGUUCAUCAUCCACCAAAAUGCGCCGACGACCAUUCGUCAUCAUGCCCAGUUUCCUGCGACGCAUAAGCGCGUCAUCCAACUCAUCAGAUGAGGAAUUGGGUCACAAGGAAGAAAUAUACUCCGAAUGA
This is a messenger RNA of Talaromyces atroroseus, 1059 nucleotides long. RefSeq names its product Mannosyl phosphorylinositol ceramide synthase SUR1. Gene Ontology annotation, molecular function: mannosyltransferase activity. The transcript is spliced from 4 exons. Lineage: Eukaryota; Fungi; Ascomycota; Eurotiomycetes; Eurotiales; Trichocomaceae. Gene Ontology annotation, biological process: mannosyl-inositol phosphorylceramide biosynthetic process. The record is from RefSeq and is a predicted model, not a curated record. Bases 1 to 1059 code for a protein of 352 amino acids.